AUGGCACAACGGGCGGUGGCGACGGUGCUUUACCAGGUCGUGCUCUUUGCGAGCCCGCAGUUCUACAGCUUCCCGUGGAAGCCGCUGCUCAACCGCCUCGUCGGCGACACGUACCCCGUGGCCGUCGCCCACUUUGCCCCGCACCACGCCACGCGCGCCAACCUCGCGCUGCAUUUUGUGUGCCUCCUCGUGCAGCUCUCGGGCAACUUUUGCUUUCUCACGCUGCUGGACAUGACCGUGACGGGGUCGCGCGCGCGUCCUUUUUCGCUGGCGACCGCGCUGCUCUGGUCGGUCUACUUGGUGCUCGGCGCGACAACGGCGCCGAUCUGGUGCAACGUGGCUGCCGUUGCGAGCAUCGUGGCUGCCUACGCGGCGGCACCGGUGCUUCUCCAGCAGCCAACCGCGUUGACGCUAGUGCCACUGGUCCUCUACGUCCUUGUUGCGCUGUCGUAUGCGAUCUUGGCCCGUGGUCUGCCACGCGUCCUGCCCGCCGUUCUCGUAGCGCUUUUCUUGGCGGUGCUGCAGAGUGGAUGGACGUACCUUGCGUCGCUGCCGCCCGCGCCGAUGGACGUUGCAAUCCCGUCAGCGAUCGGUUUUGGGAGUGUCCUGGCGCUCUUGGCAGCGCUGCCCAACCCCGCUGUUCCCACCGUGCUGUUUGGUGCGCUCGUCGGCCGGUCGCUGGGCAUUUGGACACGCCAGCCGCUGCUGACGAUGUACUGCUACGGGUACUUUGGCGCGCUUCUGCAAGGCCUCGCGCAUCGCCUCGUGAACGAGCAAGCGACGCUCUUGGCGCUCGAAGACGAAGAGUCGCUCAAGAAGGUCCGCUACGAAUAUGCCCACGUGACGUACUUUCCGACGUUGCUGUUUGAAGGCAUCUACAAGGCUGCGAGUCGCCCGCGCCACACGAAAAAGGCUGCGUAG
Messenger RNA from Saprolegnia parasitica CBS 223.65, 921 nucleotides. RefSeq lists its product as hypothetical. NCBI's taxonomy places the organism in Eukaryota, Oomycota, Saprolegniomycetes, Saprolegniales, Saprolegniaceae. The transcript has a single exon. The coding region runs from base 1 to 921 and encodes 306 amino acids. The record is from RefSeq and is a predicted model, not a curated record.